GUCAUAACUAUUGUAUAUUUGUUUUGACAUAUAGUAAACCUGUUUUUAUUCAUAUUUUUUAACAUUUUAAUUGAAUUAUAUUAUACUUUAAUAUUUACUAUUUUUAAUGGAAACAGACGAAGAAAAAAUGUAUCCCGCCAAUUUAGACAACGUUUUAAUUAAACAAGAAGUAGUUGAUGAAUUUUCGGAAGGCCAAACGAACUGCCAAUCCGAAGUUCAGCCUUUACUUUUAAAAAUAACAAACAUUAAAUCAGAAGUUGAAGGCAUCGAUGUAUACCUUGAUCAAAGAAAUUAUACCAAUGUAGCUAGAGCUGAAGAUAUGUAUGUACAUCCUAAGGAUCUUACACAGAUCAAAGAAGAAAUUGAUAUUAAACCAAAAGUAGAACUUUUAACCCAAGAAUUUGAUGUAUCACAUCUUAAAUAUGAAGAAAAUAUUUUGAAUUACUUGGAUCAACCAUGCAGCAGUAAAAAAACACGAAUAAAACGUUUUAAAGAAUACAAAAAAACGAACAAAAAAGUUUCUAAAAUAAAGAAGAAAUAUCCUUGUUUGGUAUGCAGAAAAUAUUUUGGUUCAUCUAAAACUACAAAUCGUCACCUCACCCUUCACUUUAAGAUAGGACUUGUAUCCUGCUCGUUCUGCGGAAAAUACUUUAUGAGCAAAAUCGAAUUCCUACAACAUUAUUUUGUACAUAUAAUAAAUUUUAAGAAAAUCCACCACAGAAAAUCAACUGAAGAACAUGUGAAUGGUCUAAAAGAACCAAAAGGAAAUUUGUUCAAAUGUGCCUUGUGCCCCAGUACGUUUAAAGGAAAAUACAGUUUGAAAUAUCACAUACUGUUCAAACAUCUUGGUAUUAAACCUUACAAAUGUGCGUUCUGCCCGAAACGUUUUGGACAUAGGUCUUAUUUGAAGGGCCACGUCAUUAUGCAUACCGGUGAAAAACCAUACCAUUGUUAUCUUUGUUCAAGAUCUUUUGCUAAGAAUCAAUAUUUAAAAUAUCAUUUGAAGACCCAUGCGAAAGAGAAAAAAUUCGAAUGCGAAUUUUGUUUGAAACGAUUUUCGCAAAAAGCAAGUUUGAUAGACCACCGAAGAAUCCAUACUGGCGAAAAACCGUACCUUUGCGACGUUUGUUCGAAAGCUUUUUCCCGAAAACACGAACUACGACGACACAGUCUCGUCCAUACAGGCAUACAACCUUACAAAUGCGACAUUUGUCUCAGGGCUUUCAAAAAACGAGAUAAUCUGAAAUUACACAUGCUCAAUCAUACAGGAGAAAAACCUUUCAAAUGCGAAACUUGUCACAAAGAAUUCAAAGCGAAACAUAACUUGAAAAUUCACAUUAGAGUCCACACCGGGGAAAGACCGUUCGAAUGCAAAUUUUGUUCUAAAUGUUUCAAAGUUAAACCGACCUUAAAUCAACAUAUAAAAUCGCAUCACGAGACUGCGAAGCCGUUCAAAUGCGAAAUUUGCUUUAAAGAUUUCACACGACGCGGAAGUUUGACUUCACACAACCGAACACACACUAAAGAAAAGAGAUACAAGUGCGAAUUGUGUAAUACCGGGUAUGCCGCGAAAAUUACUUUAAGAAAACACAACAAUCUCGUACACCCCUCUUUAACUAGGUCCGAAUAUCCUUUCGAUCAUUUUAUUACUGAAAAUUUAACUUUUAAAUGAAUUUAUUCAAUAAUAUAUAAGGGAACUGAAGGUAAAAUAGUAUAUUUAAGGAAAAAAACUCAUGGUAAUAUCUUUAUUUUAGCAACUUUUUAUGGAAUAUAAUUAUUAGUAAUCAGUCUACAUUUUUUUAUAGACCAUUCGUAGCCUCUAAAUAUAAAUUCCUAGAAGGAGGUGAGCUUAAUCUGAUUUAUGUAGAACUGUACAUCAGAAUGAGAUAGAGAUUAUGUUUUCUGUAUACUGAUAGAUAAACUUACCUCCGCCGAUGCUCCAAUUCAAGGUCUGAUAUCCGAAGCUGAUAGUCUGAUAUCAAAUAUGUAAUGUUGCUUAUCACUAGCUGGUGUUUCAGAGAGCGCUAUUGUUGACAAACAAAAAAUAUGCUGCUAAAUUCAAUUUUUGUAUCAAAAAAACAUUCAAGAUUUUAUUCCAUUCCAAAUUAUUUAACAUUUUUAAUAAAUUUAUAAUUUAUUGUACCACUAUGAAACUGUGUCAACAAUACCUAUGAUUUACUAAUAGUCGAUGUUUUAUACUUCUUCUUUUUCUUUAGCCGGCGCUACAGUCCUUUGAGUACCAGGGCGCUCUCAACAAUCAACUGCGAAUUCUUUCUAUCCUGGGCAACCUCGAACCCCUAGCUGGAUCAGAUUUGCCUCAAAGUCCUCCAACCAGCGAAGGCGCGGUCAUCCUCUUAAUCGCCGACCUCCAGGAACUCUAUACAUGAAUCUGUGCGGAUAUCAAUCAGAACCACGUGUCCCAGACGCGCCCUUCGCAUGAACGCCACCAAAUCUAGCUCGUCAUACAUCUGUCUCAGCUCAGCAUUCCUCCGGAUCCUCCGCUUACGGUUUUCGAAAACAGGGCCAAACAUCGUCGUCAAAGUCCAUGUCUCGCAUCCGUAUGUGGCUACGGGACGGAUUAUUAUCUUGUAAAUUGUUAAUUCACUUGAUCUUUUUUUUAACCGGCGCUACGGUCCUUUGAGAAGCUGAUAACUGAAGAAGAACCUUUCCAGAUGCAUCAUCUCAUUAACUAAGAUGAACCUUUCAAGGUAUGUGCCCUGAGAACAUUUCCAGCUACAUCCUCACGGAAUUUAUGCACCCUUUGCCUUUUAAAGAAACAUUAUCACAACCCCUUCUGGAAAUCUCGUUGCCAUUGAUGUGUAGCUUCCAUUUUCAACAUACCUUAUAGGAACCCCAAACGCCAAUUCACCACUAAAUUGAUCUAAAGUAGUAAUACUGUACAAAUAAUUUAACAUGAUGACAUCUUAUACUUUGAAUACUGCUUCAUUCAAUCUCAAUUUGUACAUACUGUCUUUUAUGGCUUUCUUUGAGCUUAAUCAUCAAUAAUUCACUUGAUAUCUAGGUUCUUCUUCUUUAACUUUGAUAACCAGGGCUUUCUCUACAAUCGACUGCCAAUUCUUCCUGUCCUUAGCAUGGUGCUUCCAACAUCGAACCACUAGCAGGAUCAGGUCCGCCUUAACGUCCUAUUAUAUCAUUGAACUGUGUUAUUUCAGAAAAGUCGUUAUUUGUAGAUAUGAUCAUAGUACCUCCAUGAGAUAAAUUAGUUCUAUUGAAUCUGGUAUAGUUUUUGACAAGAACAGGCUCAUUUUUAUUAAGCUAAUGGCAACAAUCUCUAGAAAAUUAAUCUCCUCUAGAAAAAGAUUCAGUUCAUCUGUUUUGUGCCUUAGGAAUCGAAUAUUAAUAAGAAACGGGCCGAGCAUGCUAUCGUUCAGUCUUUCAGAAGUUGCUUGCUUCUCUGAUCGCGUCAUUUUAACUAAAAAUUUUUAGUUUUACCUGAAAUAAUAUUUGCUAUAGUUUUUCCUCAUUUUUUGAAGCUGUGGACGUUUCUCCGUUAAAAAGAAAGACCUGAAGGCGGAUAGAUCUGCUUCAACUUCGGCUGAAUCAAUACUAUACGCGUUGUGGAAGAAUAAAACUCGCGCAAGGAAUCCACGUCGUUAGGGAGUCCCUCUGAUACUAGCCUUAGUUUCACGCUGGUAUUCGUGUGCCCUUCGAAGCACACGCUGGAUAAUUGGUCGAGGAGAUAGGCGAGGUAUAGUCUGCUUUAAGUAUUGUGGAAUCCCUCAGCCUUGCCAAUACAUAGCGUCCAUUUGCCGCAUCCGAAUCUCGCGAUAGCCGCACUAUAGGUGGAGUCAUCGAAUCCAUAUGCGAGUAAUCAUCUCUUUUCGCAUUUUAUUAUUAUAUAUUAGACCUUUCUAUCUCCUGGGACUUACAGAAGCUAUAGGUAGCUUCUGUAAAAAUAUUAAACGGAUUGCAGUGAAAAAUAUAGGGCCAGAAUUAGUCCAAAUCUGACAACAAGGAUAUGUUAGUCCAGGAGGAAUCUGAAAAUUAUUCCACCUCAAUUUUUUAUGCGAUCCUCUUCAAUUUGCCCUUCUGAUGAUAAACCGAAACUGUUUAAACAAUUGCAAGGAAUUGUUAUUUUUCAACCAGACAAUUUUUUUAUAUUCUUCAUUGAAAUAGUUAUUUGUAUGCCAAGGACUAAAAGUGCAACUUUGUUGGACGAGUCUGAAAAUUGAGCAACAGUCGAGUCCAACAAAGUAGUAUUUCAGCCGCGGCGUACACAACAUUUUUUACACGACGAUAAGAUCCAAAACUUUUUCAAUUACACUGAGGAAAGAAAAUAAAUAAUAUGGAGAAUUAUAAACAUUUUAUUUAUUGAACAAUAUAAUUUACUUAAUGAUA
Messenger RNA from Diorhabda sublineata, 4359 nucleotides. Its product is annotated as zinc finger protein OZF-like. NCBI's taxonomy places the organism in Eukaryota, Metazoa, Arthropoda, Insecta, Coleoptera, Chrysomelidae. The record is from RefSeq and is a predicted model, not a curated record. The transcript has 2 exons. Bases 107 to 1672 code for a protein of 521 amino acids.